Ziziphus jujuba (common jujube) is the source of this 1307-nucleotide messenger RNA. RefSeq names its product metacaspase-1-like. The transcript is spliced from 3 exons. The record is from RefSeq and is a predicted model, not a curated record. Bases 683 to 1030 code for a protein of 115 amino acids. Gene Ontology annotation, molecular function: cysteine-type endopeptidase activity. Lineage: Eukaryota; Viridiplantae; Streptophyta; Magnoliopsida; Rosales; Rhamnaceae.
CGUCUUGAUAAGCAAACUCAACCCGCAAAAAGUUGAUCCAUCGACACAGGAUGGCAAUCGGGUCGGAUUGGGCAUAAGAGACCCAACCCAUGUUGACAAUCUUGGAUGGAUUUUGGGUUUUUAAAAUAUUAAAUGUGAAAUGAGUGGGGUCGGAUUGGUUUAAUAACCCAAUUUUCAUAAAUUAUUGUUUAGAGUCUCUAAAUUCAACCAAUGAUUGGAACUUAGUAGCACAUUCUACAAACAAAACUCAAUAGUUCAGCUGAUGGAAUUACAUGUCCUUAAUUACUAUGAUUUUUGUUGCACGCUUGCUACAUUUUAAAAGGCCUAUGCUAGGUUGCCCUGAAAAAGCAAAAUAAAGUAGGCUAUGAUUGAGUGUAAAAUUCAAAAGGCCCAAAUAGAGGGCCUCUAUUUUUUAUUUUUAUUUUUUUUCUUGGUAGUAGAAUAAUGUUUAUUUCAUUCACAGCAUAUUGGAAUAUUGGUCAAUGUUUAUAGAAUUUUUUUUUCUUCUUUUGUUUGGUAAAUUGGAAAUUGAUGAUUGAUUGCAAUUGCUUUGUCAAUUCAUUGGCCUCGUAAUACUAAACAUAUGGAAACUGUUGUCAUUUUAUAUUAUUCCUCUUGAGAGUGUAAUUUUCCAGCUUAUAAGGAGAAUUUAUACGAUUCUCUUGUUGAGUGUUUCAGGAGCAUGUGGGUAGACAAUAGGCCUCCAUCAGGAGUUGACAAUGGUACUGGUGGUGGAUUGGCGAUUUGUAUUAGUGCUUGCAAUGAUGACAAAAUGGCUUCUGAGACCUCGGCUUUCGGUGCUGGAACAAAGACGCUGAAUGGCGCGAUGACGUUCAUUCUUUGUCGAGCAUUGAAGCAAAAGCCAGACAUAACGUAUGGGGCUCUGCUUAACACGAUCCAACAAGUCAAUGAAGAUAGGUGCCUCCAAUCGGGCAUCUGUAGAAAAAUAUUUCGUCACAAAGUUAGACAGGAACCUAUGCUAUCGUCCUCUGAAAAGUUUGAUGUAAACACAAAGAAAUUUAUUCUGUGAUGCUCAGCGUUAAUCAAGCUGUUCAGACAAGAACAUGGAACAAGGAUAUAGCUGUUCUCUCUCGAAGAACAUGGACCUUCACUCUCUUUGUUUCUAUUUUUUAUUCUUAAUUACUUUUAAUUUUGCAAUGUAUGUAGAUGUGUUUAUGUGAUAAAAUGUCAAUUUACGGUCAGCUACCUACAAAUUAGUUUUCUUGAUUUGCAGAGUUUUUGGAGUGAAGCGGGAAAAAAGGAAAAUAAAGCUGAAAUUGAAAUAAUAUCUAUAGAAAUUUUAUGGA